UUUGGAUCAUUGUACCUAUCAUUUUGACAGCUGGUUUUUAUAUUUGCUGGGGAUGCCUUGUAUGGGUGCCUUCUAUAUAUACUUCUCCUGGCAUGUACCUGGUCAAUCAUCCCGUACACCUUGGAACUCAGUUGGCACUCUACAUCCUAGUAGCAGGCAUUCUUUGCAUAUACAUCAACUACGACUGUGAUAGGCAAAGGCAAGAGUUUCGCAGAACAAAUGGCAAAGCUUUGGUUUGGGGUAAAGCUCCAUCAAAGAUAACUGCCACUUACACUACCACAACUGGGGAAACAAAAAGCAGCAUUCUUUUAACUUCGGGAUGGUAUGGAAAAUACUGGAAAUCGUACUGCGAGAAGGUUCGGUACAGGGUCAUCCCCGGAAUUUACUGAGAAAAUGUUGCACAAGUGUUUGUUCUAUGUUGAGAAUGGCAUGUAUAUUCAGCCUUUCCAAAUUAAAUGAUGGCAGGCUGGUAUCAUGUUGUUGUUAUUGUUGUUUUUGUAAUGGUCAACUUUAUGGAUGUUGUAUUUCUCUCAUCUUCAAUGACCAAAAACUUUUCUUGUUUAGGAAAA
Humulus lupulus (European hop) is the source of this 569-nucleotide messenger RNA. RefSeq names its product 7-dehydrocholesterol reductase-like. Gene Ontology annotation, molecular function: oxidoreductase activity, acting on the CH-CH group of donors, NAD or NADP as acceptor. Gene Ontology annotation, biological process: brassinosteroid biosynthetic process; sterol biosynthetic process. The transcript is spliced from 4 exons. The coding region runs from base 93 to 389 and encodes 98 amino acids. Gene Ontology annotation, cellular component: endoplasmic reticulum membrane. Lineage: Eukaryota; Viridiplantae; Streptophyta; Magnoliopsida; Rosales; Cannabaceae. The record is from RefSeq and is a predicted model, not a curated record.